AUGCGGCUUUGUUAUCCUGCGCUUGCUAGGAACUUGAGACAUAUUUCACAUAAUAAUCAAGUUGUAGGUCAGACCGUCUAUUUAACUCAUGUGAAAUGGGUGACGGGUAGAAAUCAGUUAGAGAAUUACUUCAGUAGAUUUGGCCAGGUGAAAGCUGUUAAUAUGUUCUUCGACGCCGAAACAGGGUUGCAUCGUGGUUUCGCUUCUGUUACGUUCGAAACGAAAGAAUCUGCUAGUAGAGCAAUGGCUUUGAGGCCUCAUAUCAUAGAUGGAGAUAGAGUUGAUGUAGAACCAUAUAUCCCGCUCGUUUCAAAACGGAAAGAUAUAGUUCUGUAA
Molecule: messenger RNA, 336 nt
Organism: Auanema sp. JU1783
Lineage: Eukaryota; Metazoa; Nematoda; Chromadorea; Rhabditida; Rhabditidae
Source: the annotation of a GenBank genome assembly